CACAAAUUAUAUUUCGAUUGAAGUUCAACGAUGUAUUCCUGUAACUAAGCGAUGAACUUGGUGAAAAUUUUACUUGCCAGCUGCUUCGUUUUCAUGCUCGUCGAUGAAGCUGUCUCAUUAAAGGAAGCGGUGAUGCACCGAGAUCGUAUAAGCACCGGAGCAGCCCCAUUAGCUGUGAUAAAAAAAGACGACUCGUCUCUGCAUCUUGCGAUACCCCACGCAUACCAAUCAAUCUCACAUCUUAUCAGUUAUAAUUACGAUGAUUCUGAAGAAAAAAUGAUGAUUGCGUGCCCUGCAUAUGGAGAAGAACAAUUACACGUGGGAAAAAAUACGAAACCUGGAGUUUUGAUGACUCAAAAAAGUACUGUACUUUUUCUGAACGAGUACACAGAGCAGGACAUAUUCUGCAGAACGCUAGAUUUCGUACCCUCGAUUAAUAAAGUUACAGAAAAUAGUGACGACCACGUUAAACACUGCAACCAAUUGGACGCAGAUAUGUAUGAAGUUGGAUACCCAGUAUCAAACGACGAAGAGGGAACGGAUAUUCAGUUUUUAUCCACGUAUAAAGUAUGCUAUUCCAACAUCGAAGGUAAACAAGCUACACUAUAUUCAAUUCACCGUAUCCAAUCGCCAGAUCUGCUGUUAAUGAGUAUAAUAUAUGAACUUCCUGAUCCUCAACCAAUAACAUCUGUUUAUGAAUCGGUUUUGGAUUCCGGUUUAAGCACUAAAGAGUCCUUUAAAGGCAGGGAUUACUAUAAACAUCAAUUUGUCAGAAUUGACGAUAUGCCAAACAGACCAUGGAAACAGACAACUAAGCUUCUUUUCAAUUAUACUGCCAUCACUAAAAAUAGAGAUUUAUACAAGGGCUUGAUCAGAUCUGAUUGGUAUAUCAAACUAUACAGUCAUAAAAAAAACAAACCAUUGAAUUUGCACUCAGGUACGCACCAAAAAGUUGUAAAAGAUGCUCCACCUGUUGAUUCAUUUUGGAGGGUUAUUUUGGAUGAUGACGGUAACGCCGUUAUUUUAGUAACCCAGCAUACUCGAAAAGUAUGCGGCGAUGAUUAUUUAUGCGCAAAAAAUCUCCGAGUAAAAACAUACGAGGAAGGAGGCUGCAUAUAUACCUGUUCCCUGGACGCGAAUGAUGAUCUGCUCGAAGUGCUGGGUUUGCCUCCGUUGAAGAUUUCCGGAGGCAUGGAUUUCACACUUGAAACAGACAAAACUAAGAAAGUGACUACAGGUGGACCUGAGACUUCGGUUUCAGAACCCUCUCAAAUCAUAGGAAUUAUCGAAUUCUUGGACAAUGAAAGUUUCAAGGAUGCCCUGUUAAACAUUGAUAAGAAUUUCUUCAAAAGUGCGGGUUUUCGACAGGAAUUACCCUGGCAAUGAAAGUCAUGAUACUGGUGAUCAAGACUUUAAAGUACCUAUACCUACGCUAUACCUAUAAAUUCGAUGUUAAUAUUUUUAGUGUAUUUAUGUAUUCAGUAAGCUGUUAGAUUUACUUUUCAUUUUAGUUUUCGUUUUCAAUCAGUAUUAGAAUAAAUCUGUAUCAUAUUACAAGCGAUUGUU
Molecule: messenger RNA, 1566 nt
Organism: Planococcus citri (citrus mealybug)
Lineage: Eukaryota; Metazoa; Arthropoda; Insecta; Hemiptera; Pseudococcidae
Exons: 6
Coding region: 52-1386 (444 amino acids)
Source: RefSeq, a predicted model, not a curated record